AGCGUCUAACCUAAACAACAACAAACAAGAUCUGAUUCAAGUGAUAUACUUAAGUUUAACGUAAUCAAGGUUUUAUUCUUCUUUCCGAUGCGCAGUAAGAUCUUUCAGCAAAAAUGAUGACCAAAACUCAAGGUGAAAAUACAAACGGAAUUCAAAAUGCACCUAAGAGAUGGGUUUUCAUAAUCCUUAUCGUGUUGGUCAUUCUGGAGUUGUUCGCUCUGCUGGUUCUUGUUGCAAUCUGGCGAGAUCAAAGAGAUGAACAGUUGGAACCUACACAACAGCAAAUGUGUUACCCACGGGUCAAGUUAAACAAAGUUGAUGAUGAUACAGAUUGUCCGGAGGGACACGUGUCUAAAUUUGAUGAAGCAAAGAAUGAAACAACCUGUUGUGGAAAACUGAGUGAAGUUUUAAAUUUGAUCUUGAAUAAGAAUGUGUUUGACAGAUAUAACAGCAAAAUAAAUCCAGAAAUAAGAACAUAUAACCCAGAGGCGUUUAACUGUAAGGCAGCAAAUCCAGAUUUGUCAGUAACAAGACUAACUUUGGCACAAGACAAGAAAUCAGUUCCUGUAGAUUCGGCUCAUAAAUUGUAUUGGGAAAGUGACCCUUCGUUGUCUAAAAUUUCUGGAUUAAGGUAUUUGGUAGAAGAUGGUCAAGUGUUUGUUGAGCAAACUGAAAUAUACCAUAUUUUGUUACAGCUAAAAUUAAAUAUGAGCAAAACCACGAGUGUAUUGGAUGAAAAAAUAAGGCAUAAAGUACAUUUUAUAUCUGAUAGCGGUGCGUCAGCAGUUCUGCUGGAAGAUGUGACGUCACCAUGCACAAUGAGGUCACAUUCUGCAACAGAGAAAGCCAGCGUUGUUGAAGCCGUGUUUCGGCUUAAAUAUGGCGAUCGACUUUAUGUGACUACAACACAUCCUGAAAGUAUAUUGACUGAUCCACACAAUAGUCAUUUUAGUAUAUACAGAGUUUAAGUGCCAAUGGUUCUAUAUUGGAUAAAUAUCUCAUUUGUGAUGAUUAAUGUUAAGAGUAGAUCUAUAUCUGAUAAUUCUAGAUCUACUAAUUCAUGCACAUUGUAGAUAUUCUAAAUCAUCAUAAAAACGACGUACAAUGAAAUUGUGAAGUGUGUGAAGUGACGUAUUAAUUAUGUACGAUAUAUCUACUACAAUAAAACAAUUAUGCAUAUAAAACUGAUGAUUUUUAAUUUUCAUAAAAUACAGAUACCGUAUAUAAGCAUACUUGGAGAUCUAAACAAAAUUCAGCGAUUGAUUUUUUGUUGAUCAAAAGUGGAAGUAUAUUGAUUACUGUUGAUAAAAGAAUUAUAAGAUCUACAUCAAUUAUUUAAAUUUACAUUGUUUUCUUUAUUAAUCAUAUCAAUAAUUCAAGAAAAAUGAAUAAAAAACAAAGACAUAGUGAUGAUUUCACGCUUGAAAUGUCAGUUAUAUACAAUUGGGAGAAAUCUGCGUCUUUUGACAGAAAAACAAAUUCUGGGAUUGAAAAAAAAUCAAACAAAAAACUUAAUUUCAUUUCAUUUUGGCUGACAUGGUAGAUCGAGCAAAGAAAAUCGAAAAGCAGUCUAAACUUAAAGCCUGAAUAGAGGCAGCAGCGACAUUUGGUCAACAAUAGUCCUUAUAGUACUUAGCUGAUCAAGCAGACAAGCUAAGAAAAGGAUGGUUCACCAUGUGACCAAAGUAACAUUUAUAAGGUCCCGCAGAAAGCAAAGGAGAACGCGGACCUUAUCAACAAUGAGGGAAACGAUAUAUCGCCUGACAAAUCGGCUGUGGCCAUAUUUACAUUUUCAAAAUACAUCUGAUUCAGUGGAAAAUCAAAUGCUUGUAUCAAUAGGCCUUCUGAAAUUGUAACUUUGAAAAAAGUUUGAAUAUUUUGUCAAUAUGUUGUAGACUUUCAUCGCAUUUU
Molecule: messenger RNA, 1911 nt
Organism: Ruditapes philippinarum (Manila clam)
Lineage: Eukaryota; Metazoa; Mollusca; Bivalvia; Venerida; Veneridae
Exons: 5
Coding region: 114-968 (284 amino acids)
Biological process (GO): immune response
Cellular component (GO): membrane
Molecular function (GO): tumor necrosis factor receptor binding
Source: RefSeq, a predicted model, not a curated record